Cladocopium goreaui is the source of this 1257-nucleotide messenger RNA. NCBI's taxonomy places the organism in Eukaryota, Dinophyceae, Suessiales, Symbiodiniaceae. The record is from the annotation of a GenBank genome assembly.
AUGCCGGAAGCCCUGCCACUGGAGCCGGGGAUUCAUGUUUACUGGCCCAUUGUGACGGAGAUCGAUGUCAUCGUGGUGGCCCGGCAGACGCUGAAGGUAACCGGACAGGUGCUAACCACGCUCGAUGGAAAAGAAGUCGUGGUUGGUACGGUGGUUGUUUACCGCAUUCACGACGUCGUGAAGGCGAUCGGUAAGAAGAAUUGGGACGUGGAUAGCACGCUCUCAGAUAUCACUGAGGCAGCCACGAUGGACGUGGUGGCCAGCACCACGUUCGAGGACAUCCUGGCGGGCAUUGGCAAUGGGAUGAUUGCUGAUCGAUUGACCAAGGCAUGCCGAUCGGAACUCAGACGCUAUGGCGUCUAUGUGUCUCGCGCACGCAUGUCGGACUUCGCACGCUGCAAGGCGGUGGGUACCCUGCCUUUGGUGACGGCACCCCAUGUCUGGUCGGUUUCUGACGUGGAGGCGAUUCGCGCCAAACUAACAGAUAUAUGCGCCGACAACAGCUUUGAAGCACCGCUUACGAUUUGGAGUCAAGCGAUCAUCGAUGAGAUUGAAGCGGCGAUCGCUAACGGCUGGUGCAAUUGUGAGGACGCCUGCGGGGUGUGCGCCGUGGGGCUCGUGCCGGACCAUCAGGAUGUGGAGUUGUUGGAAGACGUCCUGCCUGAUUUGGAGAAUCCCCUGGAAUUCCCGGCAGAGGGUAUCUUUCGGUUUGGGGUAAGCAUCUCGACGGAAGACGAUGACCCGGAAAACCAAAUCCCCAUCGAGGAAGUCCUGGUCCGUAGUGUAGGACCUAUCAGUGGUGAUGGAACCUAUAUUCCGAUCGUGGGGUUGUCAGCCGCCUACUUCUAUCUGACUUUGGGUAGCUGUCUUCAAGGUUCGCUUUCGAACACGACGGUUCCGGCAGGGGUGAUUACUCCAGGUACGGUGGUGUCGGAAAUCUCACUCCAAUUGAGCCAGUCCAAUUGCCAGUACCUGUUUGGCAUGUUCGUUCCAGAUGGUUUGACCUUUGAACAGACGAUCGCGGCAUUUCAGGGUCUUGGGGCUCCGAUUACCUUUGAGUUUGAUUUCGAUGAUGGCAACACAGAACUCAGUGCGAACUUUGACCUGGACCCGGAGACUGGUGAAGUGUUUUUGUCUGCUGGGAGUCCGGUGGAGUUUGAGCCGGAACACGUAGAGCAACUUGUGGUCACGGCCGAGAUCGUGGCGAAUGGGUUGACCCUGCCGGCACAGUUCUACUUGAACCUGACCUUUGUCUAA